Ilex paraguariensis (yerba mate) is the source of this 702-nucleotide messenger RNA. The record is from the annotation of a GenBank genome assembly. NCBI's taxonomy places the organism in Eukaryota, Viridiplantae, Streptophyta, Magnoliopsida, Aquifoliales, Aquifoliaceae.
CGGUGGUACAACCUUUAAACACCCAGGCACUAUUCUUUUAAAUCCUACAGUCAGCCAGUGGGUUUGCUCAUUGAGUGUACCCUGAGAUAAAUUAAACUGGCAUGAGUAAGCCAUAUUAGGGUUGACAGAUGUUCACUUGUGUAAGUAAACGUAUUUGCAAUGCUGUCAACCGCAAUUUUUGACUGACGUGUGGAUUAUCUGGCAAUUACAUUUCUCAGUGAUCUUUAUGAAGGAACACGGAUGGCCAGGGUGGCAGAUAUUCCCGCAAUAAAACAAAUUAUACAGCCUUUGGAAGAAUCUGGCAUUUUAGUCAGGAGGACUGAUGCAGAGGUACUUGAAGCACUGGAAUCAUUCACUGUUGUGGAGAGAGAGGGUCAUAUCAUUGGGUGUGCUGCUCUCUUUCCUUUUGAAAAGGAAAAGUGUGGAGAGGUCGCUGCAAUUGCUGUUUCUCCUGAAUGCCGUGGAGAAGGACAGGGGGACAAAUUACUUGGUUUGUUAGGCGUGGAUUUACCGAGUGUUCCAUUGACUCCAUACCAGAGGAGAGAAGGAAAAAAAUCAAUCUAUCCCGUAGAUCAAAAUAUUAUACAAAGCAGCUGCCACCUGACUCGAGUGGAAUUCGUUUCAAUAGGGUGUAUUCUUGAGCUUACACUACUGGCAAUGUCUACAUCUUCUCUCAGUGACUCCGCAGCAAGGGUUGAGUAA